Messenger RNA from Guyanagaster necrorhizus, 1584 nucleotides. RefSeq names its product Six-hairpin glycosidase. The transcript is spliced from 7 exons. Gene Ontology annotation, biological process: carbohydrate metabolic process. NCBI's taxonomy places the organism in Eukaryota, Fungi, Basidiomycota, Agaricomycetes, Agaricales, Physalacriaceae. The record is from RefSeq and is a predicted model, not a curated record. Bases 224 to 1402 code for a protein of 392 amino acids.
GACCAGCUACGAUCCCGAGCUUCUGUAGGCAUUCACCAUGACGAGUAGCAACGCAAAAAUUAGCUAAAGAAAGAAAAAAAACACCGAAUCUCGUGGUUCCGAGGGAACGGCCAUUUUGAUGGCGGAACCCUGACAUACCAGCUCAUCAUCAAACCAAUCACGUAUAAAAUGGCGGCUCACAGUUUUUGCUCCGCAGCAGCUAUCAUCCUGCCCCCUUCCAAUAAUGGCUCCCUACUGCCGUUUGGUAGCUGCUGCACUAGCCCUAUCUACGAACGUGACGAACCAAAAUUACGACCCCUUCGUUGGAGGCAUCGAUAAUGACACGCUUUCCUUGGUUCUCAACAACAUGGUCCAGGUAUCUACUAAAAGUUGGGAACUGGGAACGGCUACCGAGGCACUCUUGGAGUAUUUGUAUUCCGAGUUUUCGGUGUUCAAUUCGAGUGCAUUCCCGCCUGGACACACGUUGAAUACGACGUAUAAUGAUUCGAAGGUCUUGGAUAUCGCUACUGAGGUUGUUCGGGCCAAGUCGAACACAAGCAUGACUCUGGUGGAAGACACGGCUGUUGGUGAUCCCGCAAGUCUUGGCGUUUCCGUCCUCCUUGCCAACUGGACACGAACAAAUGAAAGCGACACGUCCUUCUCUACCGCAGCGAGCGAAGAACUUGACUACCUCCUCAAUUAUGCCCCACGGUCAGAUUCCGGCGCCAUCUCUCAUCGAUCAGAUCAAGUUCAACUAUGGGCCGACUUUAUAUAUAUGGCCCCCCCGUUCAUUGCCUAUUAUGGCGCACUCGAAGGUGGGGACAGUGGGGUUCAGCUCAUACAGACAGCGUACGAACAGAUUUCACUUUACCGCGACGUGUUGAGAGACGACAGUGGGUUAUGGAAGCACGUCCUUCUAGGUACCUGGAACGACACGACGCAUUGGGCUACUGGGAACGCCUGGGCUGCUGCAGGGAUGCUCCGUGUCCUAGUGACAAUGAACCAUACCGCACAAGCAGACGAGUUCACCGGACAAAGUGCAAAUCUGACGUCAUGGAUCGGCGAAAUCCUCUCUGCUGCAUGGGAAUACCAGGCAGACAAUGGCACACUGAGGAAUGUUAUCGACGAUGAGUCAACUUUUCCGGAUUCUUCCUCGACAGCCCUGCUCGCCGCAGUGACAUACCGAAUGGCUGCAUUCAAUAACGACUCUUCGCUCAUUCCCAAGGCCGACAAGGCUUUCGAGCUGAUAAAAGGCAAUAUCGAUGACGAAGGAUGGUUACAGGAUACCGUCGACCCAUAUACCUUUACGACCGCCACAGCAGCAGAUGGGUAUAGUCCAGAAGGGCAGUCGUUUGUGAUAUUGCUCGCAGCAGCCUGGAGGGAUUAUAUCCUCUUCAAUUCCACUAGUUCUGAUGAUUCAUGAGAAUGCGACUUUUAUGAGGGGUUUAUGAGAUAGGGCAUUUAUACGUUAUAUCCUGUAUUUGUACGGAGCACGCAAUUUUUGUAUAAGUAGUUUAGGCUGGGCACUAGAUAAAGUGUUGAUACUGAUAAUGCGCCGAACUGUAAAACAGUGGGGAGUGAGUGUGACCUUGGCAUGUAUUGGUC